AGGGGAGAGAAAGAGCGAGGGUCUGAGCGCACAUUGAUAGAAGCAGUGAUUGUGGAAUAAAGACGUCUUCGUAAUUUGAGCUCAUUUUUUCUUCGUAACAAAAUUCAAUCCAGUUACAAUCCAUGUUCGACAGUGGGACGUACAACUCGCCUCCUUUCAAAAACUUUCUAUCGCCUUGACUCGGCUUAUUCAUUGGAGUCGUUAAGAUUUGUACUGGACUAUCGGACUUUUAUUACAAAACCAGAAAAUCUGCCAAAGUUAACAACUCGGAAUAAAAACUGAUGUCGUUACAAAUCUAACAGCGUUUUCGCGUGUCGACACUUCAAAACUUUGCCAGAUCUCCAGGUAUGUCUGUAGAACAUAAUCCCAAUCUGGACAGGUAACCAGGUGUUUCACUGUUGCCAUGGCAACACAGAUGCUGGUGUUGUUGCCUAUUCUCCUCUCUGUCCUCCUUAUUUCCUGGACAGCGGCCCAGGACGUGGAUUGGCAUUUUGACUCGGCGAAAUGUCGUUACGCUCUCGGUAUGGAGGAUGGCACCAUACCCGACUCUGACAUCACCGCAUCCAGCGCCUGGUCCGACUCCACUGAAGCCAAACACGGCAGGUUGAGUACAGGAGAAGGUGAUGGAGCGUGGUGUCCAGCUGGUCCUGUGUUCCCCAGCGGUUCUGAAUACCUGCAGGUGGAUCUACACAAACUGUAUUUCCUGUCUCUGGUAGGGACGCAGGGUCGGCAUGCAGACGGCCUCGGGCGGGAGUUUGCGCGCAGUUACCGGCUUCGUUACUCUCGUGAUGGACGUAAUUGGAUUACUUGGAGAGAUCGCUGGGGGCAGGAGGUGGUGUCAGGGAACGAGAACACAUAUGAUGUGGUGCUGAAGGACCUGGGCCCGCCCAUUAUAGCACGCAUGGUGCGGUUCUUCCCGCUGGCGGAUCGUGUGAUGAGCGUGUGUUUAAGAGUUGAGCUCUAUGGUUGUGUCUGGGAAGAUGGACUGAAGUCAUACACCGCUCCUGUGGGUCAUGUGAUGAAUCUGUCUGGGUCACCUGUCAACCUUAAUGACUCUGUGUAUGAUGGCAGCAAAGAGGCAGGGAUGAUGUUUGGAGGAUUAGGCCAGCUGUGUGAUGGUGUUUUAGGUGGGAAUGAUUUCAUGGAGAGUAAAGAGUUGAGAGUGUGGCCAGGAUAUGAUUAUGUGGGCUGGAGUCAAGACGUCCUCGGGCAGCCGGCUGUUGACAUUGAAUUUCACUUUGAGAAAACACGGAUCUUUCACACUAUGCAGGUGCACAGCAGUAACAGAUACAUUCAGGGCGUGCGGGUGUUCAGUCGGGUGGAGUGUAAGUUUAAAGCAACUCUGUUGAGCCCGUGGGCAGAGCCUCCGCUCAUCCUUCACGUGCCCUUGGGAGACAUGAACGACCCGUCGGCCCGCACCAUCUCGCUGCCUCUCGGGGGACAACCGGCACAAAUUCUCAGCUGCCGGUUUGCUUUUGAAAGCCGUUGGCUCCUCAUUAGCGAGAUCAGCUUCUACUCUGUGCCGUUUGAGAGUGGAUCUCUUCCUUCUCCUACUGCCAGUAUUCGUCCUCUCAAUGUCACCCAUCCAGUCCUCUCGAACGCCACCGGCAGCUCAACGGAAUUCUUCAUGAACACUACCCUUCUGCUGCCCAGCAGCAUGCCAACAGAGUUUCCUACCAUCACUCUGAGGGCGGGGCUACCUGUGGCCAAAGAUGACAGCAGCAAUACAGCCAUCCUGAUUGGCUGCCUGGUUGGAAUUAUUCUGCUCCUAGUGGCUGUCAUAGUCGUCAUACUGUGGAGGCAAUACUGGAAGAAGCUGCUUGGCAAGGCACAGGGUAGUCUCUCCAGCGACGAGCUACGGGUUCAUCUUUCAGUUCCCUCGGACAACGUGGUGAUCAACAACACCAACACGCACACAUACUCCAGCCGCUAUCAGCGUAUACACACUUUCCCAGAUGACAGAGAGGGAGAGUACCAGGAGCCCAGCACUGUACUACGACCCCGAGAGCAGUGUGACAGCGCAGCACUGCUGUUAAACAACCCAGCCUAUCAUCUCCUCCUGUCUGACCUGACACAUGGCCCCAACAGGCUGACAAACUGCCACAGCCAGCAAGAAAAGCCCCAAAACCUGUCCCAGGCAUGUGCUAUUGACAUGGUUGAUAAAGGCCUGCCCAUUCAGGAGGGUCCGCCUCCUUACCCUGGAGCCCCGCCCCCUGGUCUAUCGGGUCUUCAUUAUGGGGAAGCAUCGGGUGGUGGGGGAAGUGUUCCUCACUAUGCGGAGGCUGACAUCAUCAGUCUACAAGGAGUUACUGGAAACAAUACGUAUGCAGUCCCUGCUCUCUCAGCCACUCCCACUGACUGCCCGCCACUGCCUGAGUUGCCACGGGAACGGCUUAUAUUCAAAGAAAAGUUGGGAGAAGGCCAAUUUGGCGAGGUACAUUUGUGCGAGAUUGAAAACCCACAGGACCUGUCAAACCUGGAGUUCCCAUUUAAUGUCAGGAAAGGGCGCCCUCUGCUGGUGGCUGUGAAGAUUCUGAGGCCAGAUGCCUCUAAAAAUGCCAGAAAUGACUUUCUAAAGGAGGUAAAGAUCUUAUCUCGCCUGAAGGAUUCAAACAUCAUCCGUCUGCUCGGUGUGUGCGUGAGCAGCGAUCCACUCUGUAUGGUCACAGAAUACAUGGAGAGCGGGGACCUCAAUCAAUACCUCUCCCAGAGAGCACUGCUGGACAAGACAGGACCUUCACAUGACACACCCACCGUCAGUUACCCAGCUUUGAUCUCCAUGGCGAGUCAGAUCGCAUCAGGGAUGAAGUUCUUAGCGUCCCUGAACUUCGUGCACCGGGACCUGGCCACGCGGAACUGCCUGGUGGGGGGAGAGAGAGGCGACGGGGAGGACCGAGGAGGGGAGCGUCAGAUAAAGAUAGCUGACUUCGGCAUGAGCAGGAACCUCUAUGCUGGCGAUUACUACAGGAUACAGGGCAGAGCUGUGCUGCCCAUUCGCUGGAUGGCAUGGGAGUGCAUUCUCAUGGGGAAGUUCACCACAGCCAGUGAUGUAUGGGCGUUUGGCGUGACGCUGUGGGAAAUGCUGAGCGUGUGUCAGGAGCAGCCGUACAGUCACAUGACCGACGAGCAAGUCAUUGACAACGCAGGGGAGUUCUUCAGAGACCAGGGGAGACAGGUGUACCUGGCUCGCCCGGCCGUGUGCCCGCAGGGUUUGUACGAGCUGAUGCUUAGCUGCUGGAACAGAGACUGUAAACUACGGCCUUCUUUUGCUUACAUUCACUCCUUCCUCACCGAGGACGCUAUGAACAUGGUGUAAAAAGAGAGAGAGAGGAGAGCUGACACAGAGGAUGGAUGAAAGAAUGUGUAUGUGGACCACAGACUGGUGGUGUGUUUUUACGCAGACACGGCUAAGCACUCUUAUGUAAAUUAGUGUAUGUUAUGUUUGUGGGUUGAGGCGAAAAAAACCGCAGGUACGGUGCCCCUAAAAGACCCACUUUUCACCUCCUGAAAAUCCUGAACUUUUAAAGCAACGUUUUAUCCCAUUAUUAUCAUGUUUCCACUUGCUGUGCCCCCACUGUUAGUUAUUGCACCAUCAUUCCACAUUAUUUGGUUUCACAGAGAUUUCUUGUGUGACUUUCUUUCUUCCGCAGAACACAAAAGAAGAUAUUUUGAAGAACGUUGUUAACUGGCCCCCACUCGCUUGAUUUGGUUUUGUGUCCAUACAGUAGAAGUGAAUGGAAGCCGGAGCUUUCUUUCAAAAUAUCUUCCGCGUUCUGCGGAAGAAAGUAAGUCAUAAAGGUUUGAAAUGGCAAGAAGGGGAGUAAAUGACGACAGAAUUUUCAUUUUUGGGUGAACUAUCCCUUUAAGCUUCAAAGUGAAACAUGGACGUUCUGAGGUCAUGUUUUUGGACAGAAAACAUAUUCAGUUGAUUUUGGGAUAAAAUGUUGCUUGUCAUCUGAACCUUAAAUUCUGAUUCUCUGAACUUACAGCUAAUGAAUCUGUUUCUUCAUUCCCUGAACACUGAAUAGAUUUCUAAACAUAAUCAUUGUAACUGGUGGAGGGUUUUGUAGCUAUAGGUGACAGGCAGCACAACAGUAGCUCUACAAACUAUCCAUUUACUCAAUUAAAUGGGCAAAAUGUUACAUGGUAUACAAUGACAGAAAUUGUGAUUUUUUUUACUUGCAUUUAAAAUAAUUACAGUGAAUACUAACAGUCUAACUUUGCUACCAUUUAUGGUGAUGGCCAGUUUUCAUGGCUUUGGUGGAGGGUUGUUUGCAUACUGGAAAUGAGCUCUUAUUAAAAUAAGAAAUACUCGCAUAUCGGUUUUUAAUCCGUGAUAUAAAAUUGUUGUUUUGAAUCAUUGCAAGAAUAGAAUAUCUUACAACAUGUCCUAACCAGACCUGAAGCUAACCAUCUGUACCCCAAGCAGUGUGAAAUGAUCCAGAAUUCAGUGUCACAGAACUGUACAUUUAUUUACAUUUAACUGAAUGUUGAAUGGGUGAAUGCACGUGUUGGAUUCAGUGUGAGCAGAUAUAUUGCUUGUGACUGGAAGCUCUAGGUUAGGACACACUGUUAUGAGGCAUCAUAACCAUUCUGACACUUUCAGAGUUAAUGCAGCCACUGUGGCAAACUGAGGACAUAUUUAAAGUGUGUGAACAGAGAAGAGGACUUCUAAGUGUACUGUAACUAUGUGCAAAUGUCUGACUGACUUACCUAUCACAUGGCUCUGUUUAGAUUGACAUUUGUGGCUCCACCCCUGUCUUGUCACCACACAAAUGGUCUCUUACUAGUAAUCAAGGUCAUCUGACUAACUAGGUGUAAAUGUAAUGGUUGGGUAGUCAUGACUAAAAUGAAGAUGACUGCAGAAAGUCAAGUAAUUUUGUGGACUGACUUGAACUAAACUUCAUGAGUAGAUCCUAAACUUGAAUACGAGAACAUUCUUGGUUCAACUGGAGUUUGGAUGCAGAUGUCUGAAUGCCAGAUAUCGUAUCUUUGGAUGUAUUUGAAAGGACUCGUAUUCUAAGCUUACAAAAGCAUAAGUAUGUAGAGAGAGAGAGCGAGAGAGAGAGAGAGAGAGAGGGAAAGCAACAUGUAAUGUUAUAUAUGUUAAAUAGUAAUCAAUGUCACCCAAUGCCCUUGAUUUACUAUGUAAACUCAUAUGGCACAUGCAGAGAAACUCUGAAGUGAUGCCUGGGUGCACAUCUUAAAGUUACAGUACAUCAUUUCUACAUCUUAAAGUUACAGUACAUCAUUUCUGCAACUGGCUGGUUGUUGGUGUUAAAACAGUAAGUGUUAUGAGUUACAAGUUAUUGAGGGUAUCGUGCCUCUGUGUAAAUAUUGUCCAUGCACUUUCAAACCUCAAGAAUUCUGAAAGACUCGGUGGUGUUGUACCUUUAAAACAGUUUAUAGAGACUGGUGUGUGAAGUCUCAGUAAAAAGGUGGGUGUGUAGGAGGUUGAGAAGCCACAUAAGUAAGCCCUAUAUUUACUGUAAAGUACUCGAGAAUGUGAUUCACAAAUGGUUAUGUUAAUAUGCCGACUAUGCUUACUGAAUGACCUUGAACCUUCUUUGGUACACUGAAGCCCUAAACUAAACUUUAUAUUUUUAUAAACAUAGCAUCCGGUGUGUUCUGUCCUCAGCUAUGUGGCCUAUUCGUGUUUCUUAAAAAAUGUAAAUAAUUCAUGGGACAUAAUUUUCUUCAUUAGUAUUUGGUAUCUGUUGUUAAUCGGGUUUGUCUGUCUCUGUAUUAGACUUUCUGCUUGUGUUAGUCAAUGCCUGUCUUGUCUAUUUUUGUAGGCAUUUUAAUAAAUCUUUUCAAAUAAUAUUAAAAUCAGGUGCUUGUUUUUCGAUUUGCACAAAUGUAUGGAUGCUGUGAAAUGAUCUACUAAAGAUGAACAAAUCAAAUUGUGUUUGAGUGCAAACACUGCACACAUAUAAGACAAGUUAUUGAUUACAGCACAGACAGUAGUUUAUUGUUUGUUAAAUAUAACAUACAAUCAUAUGUAUGUGUCUCCGACUGGAUAUAUAAUCAAUGGUUUAAAGGUGGAAACAUCUAUACCUCCGUUGAACAUUAAGGCAAAUGUUUAGUAAGGAGCUUUCAUGCAUAGAAACAAACAGACAAGCACUACAUUCUAAUGAAAACAAAUAUCAUAAAAGAUUUUACAUUUUGAAAACCAUUAAUAUCAGAAAGUAUCUGAUGGUACAUCACAGUGAUAUCACUGAAACACAACACAGCUUGAAUU
Triplophysa rosa is the source of this 6241-nucleotide messenger RNA. RefSeq names its product discoidin domain receptor tyrosine kinase 1 (gene ddr1). The coding region runs from base 404 to 3316 and encodes 970 amino acids. The record is from RefSeq and is a predicted model, not a curated record. Gene Ontology annotation, molecular function: collagen binding; protein tyrosine kinase collagen receptor activity; ATP binding. Gene Ontology annotation, biological process: protein phosphorylation; multicellular organism development; positive regulation of kinase activity. NCBI's taxonomy places the organism in Eukaryota, Metazoa, Chordata, Actinopteri, Cypriniformes, Nemacheilidae. The transcript has 19 exons. Gene Ontology annotation, cellular component: signaling receptor complex; membrane.